Ichthyophthirius multifiliis is the source of this 3897-nucleotide messenger RNA. RefSeq lists its product as hypothetical. Lineage: Eukaryota; Ciliophora; Oligohymenophorea; Hymenostomatida. The record is from RefSeq and is a predicted model, not a curated record. The transcript has 5 exons.
GCUUUGAUUAAUAAUAAUGAAAAAGAAUCCAUUACUAUAUGCUCUUAGUUUAUUUAGAGAGAAUUCUAACCUAUAGAAAAAAACUAAGGUAGAAUUAAUAUGAAAGCUUUCCCGAAUUUGAAAAAGAUGUAAAAUUUUUCUAUUAGUUUUUGAUAGAACAUGGGCCAAAUACAGUAAAUAGACAUACUUAUUUUCUUGAUUUUCUUUAAAAAAUGAUAAAUGAAGGGGCUUCUUAUUUCAUUUAAAAUCUUUAAACCUAAAUUCAUAAUGAAAAAAAUUUUUGUAGUGAAAAUUCAAAGAAAAAUGAAAUUGAAAUUUAAUAAUUAAAAAGUUAAAUAACCGAAGAAAGAGAAGGAUUUUAGAAAGAAAUGGAAAAAAUAAAUAAAGAAAAGGAACAAAUAUUAAUCUAAAAACAAUUCAACGAGAAAUCUUUGAAAUAAAUCGAAGAAUAGAAAGAUUAAAUAGAAAAAGAAUACAAAGAAUAAAUGGAAUUAAGUAAACAAGAACUUCUUUAAUAAAUAAACAAAUUGAAAAAUACACUUAAAUAAACUGAAGAAACUCAAAAAAAGACGGAAAGAGAACUUCUUUUAAAAGAAAGUUAGUUUUUGAAGGAAAAGGCUCUUUUGGAACAUAAAGCUUAACAUUUCGAAUAAAUGUGUUAGGAUCAAGUUCAUAAAGAAAAUCAAACUGAAAAUAAUAUGUAGUCGAAAAUUAAUGAAUAUGAAUAAAAAAUGAAAGAAAAUAAUCAAAAAUAGGAAAAAACAAUGAAAGAAUUUACAAACAAAAUUAAUCUUUUAAAAGAAUAAAAUAACGAAUUAAGUGAAAAAAAUAACUACUUAUAAUAAUAAUAUUCUGAUAUAUAAGAAAAUCUAAAUUCAAAGGAGAGUUAUUUAAAAAAAACAAACGAAGAUUUACAAAACGAAGUUCAUUUAUUGAAAAAAUAAAUUUCUGAACUUUCUAAUUCUGGACUUAGAAACAUAGGCGAUUUAAAAUAAUAAUAUGAAGAUGAAGUUUAAAAUUUAAAAGAAUAAAAUAUAUAAUUAAAUGAAGAAUUAAACAAAAUCUAGGUCAAAUUAAAAUAAGAUUUAUCCGCUUUUAAAUAAAAAGAAGCCUUAUUGGAACAAUAGAAAGAAUUUUUAAAAGCAGAAAUUGAAGAAAUAAAGAACCAAAUGACAGAAAUGAAAAAAUCCCAUGAAGCAACUUUAAAUGCACUCGAAAUGGGAUAAAUGGAUAAUUCUUGUAAUGUAUAAAAUUCAUAAUAUUUGAAUUUAAAAGAACAGCAUUCUAAAUAAAUAAAAGCUUUAGAAAAUGAAUUUAAUUAUUAAAAAAAGAAUCUUUAGAGUUAAAUUGAAAAUUUAAAUAAAGAAUUCGGAGAUUUAGAAAUUAAAUAUAAAUAAAUGAAUCAUGAUUUCGAGUAAUAAAUUUUUAGUUUAAAUGAAGAAAUAAGUCAAUUAGGAAGUAUUCUAGAUGAAAAAGAAAAAAGAAAUUCUGAAUUGGAAGAUAUACUUAAGUUUAAUGAAAAAGAAAGUGAAAAAAAAUUAUUAGAUAAAAUUAGAGUUUUGGAAGAUAAUAUAGAAACUAUUAAAGAUAAAAGCUAAAUUGAAUUAAAGGAAAACUAAGCCAAAUCUGAAGAAAUUCUUUAACAUUUAAAAAAUAUGUUCGAAGUAGAAAGAGAAACAUUAGAAAAAAGAAUUCUUGAGGAAAAAGAAAAAAGAGAAAAAAAUUAUAAUACUCUUAUUGAAGAAUAUGAAUAAAAACUUAGAGAUGAAUAAUAAUAAUAUGAAGAAGAAAUAGAAAAUUAAAGAGUAAUUAAUUUUAUUUUUAACAAAAUAUAUAUUUAUUUUAAUAUUAAAAAAUAAAAAAUAUAGGAAGAUAUAAGAGAAUUAGAAAAAGAAUUAAUAAAUUUAUAAGGAUAAUAUGAUCAUGAAAUGGAACUUAACUAAAAAACAAUAGAAAAUCUAGAAAUUUAACUCUAAGAGACAAAAUAACAAUUAAAAACAACCUAAAUAUAAUACUAAUAAUAAUUAGAAUAAUAAUUAAAUACUUUUAAUACUGAAAGAAAAGACUUAGAGAUUAAAUAUGAAAAUAUAUAAAAGUAAUUCUAAUAAAUAUAAAAUCAAUUAUUGAGUAUAACUUAGAAAUACGAAAAUAUGGAAAAUAAUUAUGAAAAUAAAAAGAAGGAAUUUAAUGUUUUAAAAUAAGAAUAUUCAUAAGAAAAAAGCCUUUUAGAGGAGAAAAAUGAAGAAUUAAGAAAAAAAUAUUAGGAAGUUUCCGACGAGUUUUUAUAAAAUAAAAUAAACUUUGAAAAAAAUAUUGCUUUAUCAGGUUAAAAGAACGACUUUUUCUAAAAAAAAGUAUAAGAAUUAGAAUAAUAAUUGGAAUAAAGUUAAUUAAAAUUUGAUGAAAAAAUAAACGCUUUCAAAGUGGCUUUGUAACAAGAAACAGCCGAAAAAAUACAUUAAUUAUAGGAAGAAAAGAGCAUAAUAGAAAAUAAAAUAAUUACAUUGAAAAAAAAUUCAAAGGAAAAUGAAUAAUAAGCCCAAAAACAAAUUACUGAAUUAGAAAAAGAAAAUGCCAUAUCAAUUGAAAAAAUUUAAACUUUAGAAAUAAAAAUAAAAUCGGCCGAAGAAAAAUUCAUCUUCGAAAAUGAACACUUGAAGGAUUAAUUAAAUAAAAUAAAAGAACUUCUAUAAAACGAGAAAAAAACACUUCUAAUAGAAAUAGAAAAACUUAAAGCCAUCAAUUAAGCCUUAGACAACGAAAAACAUGAACUUCAUACAAAUUUCGAAAGAGAAAAAGUACUUUGGGAUGGCAAAUUUAAUUAUUUAUAAUAAUAAAAAGAAUAGUCUAAACUAGACUUAAUUGAAGCUUAAAAGAAAUUUGAAUAAACUUUAUGUCAUUUAUAAAAAUAAAGACAACAUGAAAAAGCUGAAAGAGAAUAAAGUGCUUCUGAUAUGAUUGCAUAAAUCGAAAGUAAAUAUUAAAAUAGUAUUUAAGAAUUAAAUGAAAACUUCAAUUAAAAAAUAUAAACUGCUAAUCUUAAAAUUACAAAAUUAGAAAGUGAACUAAAAAACAGUGUCGAUUAGGGUUUGAUUGAGUAAAGAUAGAAAAAUUCGGCUGCAGUAUAUGCGGAAAAAAGGUUAAAUGAAUUAAUUGAAAAUGAAAAAAAAUAUAUACUUACUAUUGAAGUUUUGAGGGCUGAAAGGGAAAGUGAAAAAUAAGAUUUCUAAAAAAAAAUUGAUUCUGAAAAAGAAAAUUUCAAAAAUAAAAAUAAUUUGUUGGAUGAAAAGUAUCGAGAGGCUGAAAAAAAAAGAAAUUAAUUAAUUUUUGAAUAAGAAAAAGAAAGGGCUAAAUGGAAUCAAGAAAAAGAUUAUCUAAUAAAUUAAAAAAAUGAAAUUUAAGAAGCCCUUAAUAUUAUUGAAAAAAAGAAAGAAAUUCUUUUAAGAGAAAAUGAAAGGCUUAAAAACGAAACUAGAUAAUAAAAAAGAAAUAAUACAAACUAAAAUGCAACCAGCUUUAUUAAUAUUAAUAGAAAUGUUUAUACUGAAACUAAAAGUCCUAUGAGAAGUGUCGGAAAAAGCAAAGAAAGGUCAAAUACAAAUGAUUUUAGUUAUGGAAACAAUAGUAUUGAUACUGGUGAAGAUAAUAACAACAAUGAAUAAUAUGGAUAGCCCAUUUUAAAUAGUGGAAUUCUUGAAAAUAUAAUUCUUAAUACUUCUAAUAAUAUGAAUGCAACAUAUAGUUAAAAUAAUAAUUAAAAAGGAUUCAAAUCUUUCACGGAAGUCUUAUAAGAAAAAGGUUGUAGUACAACAAAUAUUAAUAACGAGAAUUAAUCUCCUAUAGGAUAAGUUAAAGACCAGACUAAAAAUUGAUUUAAAAUUAAUUGAUUAUAAAAAU